AUGUUUGAUGACCUCCAAUCUCGAGCAUCAGCGCCGACCGGCGAAGACGACCCCUACAACCCAAAAAACCUCCCAACCCCCAGAAAAUGGCUCAUCGUCAUCAUAAUCUCCAUAUCAUCCCUCUGCGUCACCUGCACAAGUGCCGCCUACACAUCAACUUACAAACAACUCGAACGCGACUUCCACAUAUCUCGCGAAGUCGCCACACUCGGCCUCACAACCUUCGUCUGCGGCCUCGGUCUCGGUCCCAUGAUUUUAAGCCCCCUCUCGGAAUUCUACGGGAGGAGGAUCGUGUAUAUCUGUGCUUUUGGGAUGUUCUUGGUAUGGUUGGUGCCGUGCGCGGUGGCGAAUAAUGUUACGUGUAUGCUUUUUGUUCGGUUUUUGGAUGGGUUGGCGGGUUCGGCGUUUUUGAGUGUCGCCGGGGGAACGGUGGGGGAUUUGUUUGGCAAGGAGAGGUUGAGUGCGCCGAUGAUGGUUUAUACGGCUAGUCCGUUUGUGGGGCCGGAGUUGGGUGAUUCAGGCUUUAUCAAUCAGUAUGCUGAUUGGCGAUGGACAUUUUAUGUUCUAAUCAUAUGGGCCGGUGUCCAAUGGCUUCUACUCGUGGUCUUUGUUCCAGAGACGUAUGCUCCAGUCCUCCUCCGGCGAAAAGCCAUCAAGCUCCGUCAAGAAACGGGAGACCAGCGCUGGAAAGCUCCAAUCGAAAUCCUGAACAGAUCUGUUCUUAGAACCGUCCUAUGGUCUUGCAUCCGUCCAUUCCAAUUACUAUUCUUCGAACAGAUGUGUCUAAAUCUGUGUCUUCUAUCCGCAAUCCUACUAGGAAUCCUCUAUCUGUUCGCAUUCGCGGUCGUGUUCCAAAACAAUCAUGGUUUCGAUGAAUGGCAGACGGGAUUGACGUUUCUUGGGCUGUUUAUCGGGAUGCUUGCAGGUGUCUCCUGCGAUCCAUUGUGGCGGAAAAAUUACAUUCGACUCGUGGAGAACAACGACGGUGUCAGCGAGCCCGAGUUUCGGUUACCUCCCACAAUUCUGACAUUUUCCUUCGUCCAUUGGAUAGUGCCGAUCGUCUUUUCCAUCUUCUUUGGGCUAGGCAACAUUUUCUGCUUUAGUGGCAUUUUCACGUUCCUGGUUGAGGCCUAUCCUCUUUACGCCGCAUCUGCUUUGGCGGCCAACUCAUUCGCAAGGUCGAGUUUUGCCGCAGGCUGGCCAUUAUUCGGAGUGCAAAUGUUUGAAGGACUCGGGUACCAAUGGGCGACGACGCUCCUUGGGUUCCUGGCCCUGGCGAUGACGCCGUUCCCCGUCCUAUUUUUCUACUGUGGGAAGAAGUACAGGGGCGAAUCGCGCUUUGCGCUGGCACGGUAG
Molecule: messenger RNA, 1356 nt
Organism: Pseudocercospora fijiensis CIRAD86
Lineage: Eukaryota; Fungi; Ascomycota; Dothideomycetes; Mycosphaerellales; Mycosphaerellaceae
Exons: 18
Coding region: 1-1356 (451 amino acids)
Biological process (GO): transmembrane transport
Cellular component (GO): membrane
Molecular function (GO): transmembrane transporter activity
Source: RefSeq, a predicted model, not a curated record